Molecule: messenger RNA, 2229 nt
Organism: Pyricularia oryzae 70-15
Lineage: Eukaryota; Fungi; Ascomycota; Sordariomycetes; Magnaporthales; Pyriculariaceae
Exons: 3
Coding region: 1-2229 (742 amino acids)
Biological process (GO): regulation of DNA-templated transcription
Molecular function (GO): zinc ion binding; DNA-binding transcription factor activity, RNA polymerase II-specific
Source: RefSeq, a predicted model, not a curated record
AUGGGUCGCGCACCAACCAGUGGCAACUGCCACACGUGUCGCAUGCGUCGCGUCAAGUGCGAUCGCGCACGACCAGCAUGCGAGCGAUGCAUUAAGGCUGGCUUCGAGUGCAAGGGAUACGAGACAGUUUUGCGGAUGCAAAGUCAUUCUUUUGUAGCCGACGCCCAGACUGGUACCGUCAAGUUCAGCACGAUCCAGACAGUAUCAUCAUUUCCAGAAGCCAGACCAGGCGAGGCUCCCUUGCAUUGCCCCAAGAGCAAGCGACAGCAGCAGCAGCAGCAACAACAACAACAACAACCGCUCGUCCGCGCCAACAAGGCCGCUGCACGCCGGCUGCAGUCUCCCUCACCCAAAAGCGCAUCAUCCGCUAGCCGCUCUCGUAGCAGUGGCAACGAUACCAGCUCCGAUGGAGGAUCCAACUCGGGCACAGCCAGGUCCAGUCCACCGCCGGAACUGUCUCUGGAGGGCUUUGUUGACGAGAUAACGUUUUCUUACUUUUUCCAUGCAUAUGGCUGGAUCAACAUGCAUAGCAUUAUGUUGCAGGACUCGAGAGUGCGAGAUACUCUCCUCGAGGGCAUGGGACAUGAUAGCCUACGGGCCUUGGCGUAUGGUGUCAUGGGCAAAGAUCAACACAUCGCUAGCCUGCAGUCGAAAGGGGCUCGUCUGUACGGAACCGCCCUCGGGAAACUACGCAAGAUGAUGUCUUCACAAAGCAAAGACGAGCUCGCGGCGUUGAUCAAGCCUAUCGCAAUCAUGGGGUCCUACUUGAUUACAGUGGAAAACGAUCUACGGUUCACACAUCACCGUGGACUGUCACGAAUCUUGGAGUACUGUGGACCGGAGUAUUUCCAGUCCGCCAGCUUGCUGCCUGUCUUUGAUUCUUGCCGCUUGACCAUGAUUUCCAAUUCCAUGGUCCGGCGCACUCCAACAUUUCUUUCACAGGAGAAAUGGAAGACUAUUCCAUGGGAGAAGGCACCGCACCUAAAGACCUGGUCAAGUAGACUACUUGAUAUCAUGGCUGACAUUCCCGAGCUCAUCUCCGGAGUCCUUGGUGUUAUGGGUGCUCGUAUAAUGUGGCAGAACAGCAAUUUUGCACCGGUGUAUGCGGAGGACCCUAACGAGGUGCCACGAUUGCAGGGCAAGGUCCAUGACCUGAAAGUCAAUUUGGCAAGCUGGCUCGAAAAUUGGACCGAUUCUCACCCUAUGGCGCACAAAGUUAUGGACUGGGCUUUUAACAGGGCAGCUCAUGACGAAUAUCGUCCUGGAUUUGAAGGAUAUUCCGGUCCCGAUGUUUACGACUAUUCGGUCUUGUUACCUCCAUCACCUCCUCCGUUCUUGGAGCCAACAGAGGAGACCUUCACCUUAAUGCAGGAAGUAUCACUGUAUACGACGGUGCUCAUCUGGACUGGCCGCCUAACAAAGUAUCUGGCUGGAGCGAGCAUCGGCCACGACAACAUCAACUUUUACAACACACCCUUUAGCACUACGUGUACCUGUUGCACGUCUCGGCUGAAGGACUUGUGCGACACUGUUCCCGACUCGCAUGCAGACGUCCUCCAGGUAACAGUCGCACCGGAUCCGGAGAUGCAGUGGAACUUUAACGCGGCAAGAAUCGCCAUCGCGCCCAUCAAGGUCUCGCAUAGCUACGAGCAGCCACAACCUGUGCCUGACUUCUGCUGGGCUGCGCACAAGUACGGACCAGACUCUCCCGAGGUAGAGAGGCUUAGGCAACAGAAGGAGCAAGAAGAGGAGAUGAAGAAAGCCCAGGACGCCCUGGCAAAGGAGGUCAAGUCUUUCAACCGUCCUCUGCCGGUGUUGUCAUCACCAAAGGGUGAGCUCAAGACGCCACCAUCGUCGAGCCCGGUCGAGUCGAAACACGACACCAUGUCCGGCAGCCCAGGCAUCACCACCAAUUUGCCCACACCGCCGCAGUCUGCCGUUUUUAACGACGACUCCUUCACUCCGCCACAGUCAGCGAAGCCGCCCAUGCUGCUGCCCGCCGACGUGCGCUUCUCAAGUCAGCUGCGCGUACUCAACUGGCUGACGGAUCACCUGCCUGCCAGCCGACCGCAUGUCCUCGCCACGCUGGCUUCGAUUGGCCUGGGACACUGUGGUCACGACGUGCGGCCCAUUGACGGCCUGCCCGAGGUGGGAAACGUCGUGAAGAGGGUCUUGCACUCGACUCAGUUUGAAGGUUCUGAGAACGUUUUACUCAAGAGAUACCGCUAA